AUGGAACAGAACGCAAUGAUAGCUUUGGCAAAAGAACUAGCCAAGUCAUUAAAAACCGAAGAUGAUUUGAAUAACUUUAGUCAGGCACUGAAGAAGCUUACCAUCGAAACCGCUUUAAAUGCAGAGCUUACAGCACAUUUAGGGCACGAAAAAAACAACCCACGUAGUGGCAGUAAUGCAAGGAACGGCUAUUCAGCCAAACGAAUAUUAACUAACGACGGUGAAUUUGAUCUCAACACACCCCGAGACCGAGAAGGCACGUUCGAGCCUGCAUUGAUCAAGAAGCACCAAACGCGCAUCACAUCGAUGGAUAGCCAGAUUCUAUCACUGUACGCCAAAGGCAUGACUACUAGGGAAAUUGUAGCCACCUUUAAAGAAAUGUAUGACGCUGAUGUAUCAGCAACACUCAUUUCCAAAGUCACUGAUGCGGUUAAAGAGCGGGUUGUCGAAUGGCAGAAUCGUCCUAUAGAUGCCCUGUACCCAAUUGUUUACAUGGACUGCAUUGUAGUCAAAGUAAGACAAGAUAGCACCGUGAUCAACAAAGCUGUAUUUCUUGCGCUUGGGGUGAAUAUCGAUGGUCAAAAAGAGCUGCUGGGUAUGUGGAUGGCUGAAAAUGAAGGUUCUAAAUUUUGGCUUUCCGUCUUAACGGAACUCAAAAAUCGUGGACUGAAAGACAUUCUGAUAGCUUGUGUUGACGGUUUGAAGGGUUUUCCAGAAGCGAUCAAUGCAGUCUAUCCUGAUACCCAUAUUCAAUUAUGUAUUAUCCAUAUGGUGCGCAAUAAUUUGAAAUAUGUGAGUUGGAAAGACUACAAAGCUGUUACUUCGGAUUUAAAGAAGAUCUAUCAAGCACUUACCGAAGAUUCAGCGCUACAGCACUUAGAAGAUUUUGGCAAAGCAUGGGAUGAAAAGUAUCCGCAAAUCAGUAAGUCUUGGCUGGCGAAUUGGUCAAAUUUGAAUACGUUUUUUGCUUACCCGAUGGACAUACGCAAGGCUAUUUAUACAACAAACGCCAUUGAGUCACUGAACAGCGUGAUCCGUCAUGCCACGAAAAAAAGAAAGGUAUUUCCGACAGAUGAUUCUGUAAAAAAGGUGGUAUAUUUAGCAAUCAUGUCGGCAAGCCAAAAAUGGACAAUGCCAAUCCAAAAUUGGAAGUCUGCCAUGAGUAGAUUUAAUAUCUUGUUUGAAGACCGUCUGGUCGAUUACAUGUAG
Notodromas monacha is the source of this 1209-nucleotide messenger RNA. NCBI's taxonomy places the organism in Eukaryota, Metazoa, Arthropoda, Ostracoda, Podocopida, Cyprididae. The record is from the annotation of a GenBank genome assembly.